Messenger RNA from Dendrobium catenatum, 3563 nucleotides. RefSeq lists its product as uncharacterized. NCBI's taxonomy places the organism in Eukaryota, Viridiplantae, Streptophyta, Magnoliopsida, Asparagales, Orchidaceae. The record is from RefSeq and is a predicted model, not a curated record. The transcript has 6 exons. The coding region runs from base 2161 to 3267 and encodes 368 amino acids.
ACCUUAGGUACGACAAAAUUGUCUAAAUUUCAAAAUUAAAAAAGAUGUAUUCUGAAAUUUACUUUAAACUUAGAGUAUAGGUGGGUUGAGGUGCCACACCUCAUUUUGUCAACCUGAGGUGUAACAGAAAUGGAUAAUAUUGUCAGAUACAUUUUCUACUCAAUCUUGAUGAAUUUAGUUUAGGAUGAGUAUUAGCGAGAAAUUAAUCUGUCCAAACUAUUACAAUUCAUGUACUAUACUGUAACUAUUGGAUUAUACCUCAUAAUUAAAUAUUCAAAGUAUGCACAAUAUUCAUCAACAAAGUACAGAGCUUUACUAGAAGUUUCAAAUAAAAUUACACAUACUUAAAAUCUUUAAUUUACACCUUACUGAUCAACCUUCUAUCUACACCCACGACUAUACAACUAUAAGGACUGUAUAAGGUGUUGCCGAUGAUUAGCCUAAAGCCCUGUUGAUUUCUUUUCUAUUCUUGCAAUAUAUUAACUAGUGAGCUAAACAUUUAGUGGGAUAAAUAGUUCUAGUACAUGAUUUAACAUACAAGAAUAAUAAACAAUCAACAUGCAUGCUAGUUUUUUUGAACUAGUGCAAGUCAUAAGAAGAACUAUAUUAUGUCUUAGUUUUAAAAUAGAGAAGCUUUAAAAUAAAACUUCAUAAGUAGUAUACAUAUGUAACUCUGAAGGAUGAAUAGCUUGUUUCUCAUUUUCGUAAACAAUCAAUGUAUAAUAGGGUACAAUUACUGCAUGAAAUUUUUUAGGUUUUCUCUCAUAUGAAUUUUAUUUUAUUUAUGGACACUAUUUUAGAAAAAAUAUAUGAUGACAAUAAGGUUUUGCACAUUCAUAAUACAUCGUUACCUAGCCCAUCAGUUAACCAUUUACUAAUUUUGCCUCCCCUCAAAAUUGUAUCUCAAAAUACCAACAUUUUAGAAAAGAGAGUCGGAUACCUUCUACAUGGUUUUUAUUGAGGCUUACCUUAUUAGUUCUUUCAUCUUUCUCUCCGCUAGUUAUUAUUUGUUGGCCUAUCUCUCAAAACAUGACUUCCUGAACUUUUAAAAUAGAGAAGCUUUAAAUAAAAGUUCAUAAGUAGUAUACAUAUGUAACUCUGAAGAAUGAAUAACCUGUUUCUCAUUUUAGUAAGCAAUCAAUGUAUAAUAGGGCACAAUUACUACAUGAAAUUUUUUAGGUUUUCUCUCAUAUAAUUUUUAUUUUAUUCAUGGACUCUAUUUUAGAAAAAUUAUAUGAUAACUAUAAGUUUUUGCACAUUCAUAAUACAUCAUUGCCUAGCCCAUCAGUUAACCAUUUACUAAUUUUUCCUCCCUUCAAUAUUGUAUCUCAAAAUACCAACAUUUUAAAAAAGAGAUUCGGGUACCUUCUACAUGGUUUUUACUAAGGCUUACCUUAUUAGAUCUUUCAUCUCCCUCCGCUAGUUAUUAUUUGAUGGCCUAUCUCUUAUAACAUGACUUCAUGAACUUGUAUUAUCAAUGGUAUUUUUUUUAUCUACAUUGACUCAUUUAGUAAGAAUGUAUUACUUAUAACAGUCAGACUAUCAAAACAAAUAUCAAGAAUAUAAAGUGGCAUGAAAUAAUUGUCAUAAAAUCUGAGACAUCAGACAUAAGAUAAAUCUUUUAUGAACAGAUAAUUAUAAGCAUGCAGUUUUUAUUAUUACUAUUUUUUUUAUGUGUUCAAGAUGAAGAAAUUUUAUAUAAAUUAGAUCACGAAUUUCUUGCUUCCUAUACCAGAGAUUGAGUAUGUUUCCAAAACAAUUGGGUUCUCUCUUCGACACGCUUCCAUAUCUUCGCUCCUCAGAAGUCUCGACCUUGCAUAAACUAUCUUACAAUGAUGAUUUCAUUGAUUUAAAAUGUUUUCUGAAUAUCACAUUUUUAAUUAAACACAAAAUAAUCUUAAUAAUUUGUUACCUCAAAAUAUUUCUCCCAUUCAAGUCUCUUAUCGUAGAACACGAGUUGAACACGAUUGAAACUUCCUUAUCUAGCCUCUCCUAAUCUGCUUCCUUUCCUUUCUUGUCUUCUUCUUUUCCUUUCCUUUUUUUCCCCUUUUUUUCUUCUUUUUUUUUUUCAGCUGAUGCAGCUCCUGCCCAUCCAAAUGAUGUUGUCUGCUACAAUAGCCGAGGCUGCUAAAGUAGCUCCAGCAGCCCUCUAGUCGCAGCAUGUUGCUUCCGCCUUCUUCUGCUCACAGCAUUUCAAGACCGCUGCUGCUUCUUUCAAUUGCAACAGCUUUCUCGAAUGAUUCAGAAAAUUGUAGGGUAACAGGCGAUAGGGUUGAUGAGUCACAGUCAUUGCCUGAAUCACUUUGCAGAUCUCCAACUUCUGAUAGCUUGAAAUCUGAGGAAUCCAUUAAGGAUAUUGUUCCUGACAAUUGGCUACGACAGCUUUUUGCAGAGCUAGAGAAGCAAGGAAUUUCUUUACCUGAAAGGUUUAAUGAGGAUGAACUCCAUAGGUUCUAUACUGCUGCAAAUGGUGACCUUGCAUGCUUGGUAUCAUCACUAAAGAAGACCAUUCGAUGGAGGGAGUCUUACAAUAUACUCUCAUCACAAGAACUUGAAGUAUGGUCACAUUUGGUUUUUUGGCAUGGAUUUGAUGUGAUGAUGCGGCCCUGCCUAGUCAUUCGCCUUGGACUUGCAUGCUCUACUUUGGCUCCGCAUGAUAGACCACGCUUUGCUCAAGCUGUUGUUUCUCAGAUUGACCUUGGUGUAUUGAAUUUGACUGAUGAAAAAGAUUCGCAAAUUACAGUCUUGAUGGAUUGUGAUGGUUUAUCUCCAUUUAGAUUUCCCAUGAAUAUGAUGAGAUCAUGUGCUAUUCUUGUACAAGAUCACUAUCCUAAUCGAUUAGGAACUUUAUUCAUAUUAAGACUACCUCCACUUGUCCGAGUUCUCACCCAGACUUUUAUUCAGAUUCUGAGGCCUGCAACACGAGAAAAAUUGCGGAUUCUUGGAAAAAAGAAUCAGAAGUUUCUUUCUGAAUUUCUUAGAACAGUACCAGCAUUUCUUGGAAGUGAUUGUGAAUGCUCAAGGUGCAGAAUGCUAUCAGCAAAUAAUUCCUCUGGUCUUACUCAGGAGAUCAGCGAAGGUGAAUCCAGUGGAAAUGUGGAUAAUGAUGCUUUCGAUACAAAUGAUUUACCAUCCACCGAACUUCCAUUCAUCAGUGGCUGUGAUCAUAUUUUAAGAACUGCCAUCUUAGCCAUCCUUAUGAUGUGGGUUGUCAUCGCCUUUUUCUCUGCGAUGCAUAAUACAGAUUCUCUCUCAUCUUUCUUAUGAUAACUACCAUAUCUGCUUUAGCCAUUUUGAAUCUUUAUUUGCAUUUUCAGUGGAAAAAAUCAUUUAUUAUUACAUCGAAGGAUAAGCUUUAAGUAAUAAAUUUUUAAUAAUAUGAGUACAGUUUGUGACUGUCUGCUGACUUGUGGAGAAAUUCUCUCUUGUUAAUUGCUAUUAUUGUGAAGAUUAUGUUGGUACAGACUAUCAUUUUAUGUUCUAUGGAAUGAAGGUGGUCAUGUAUUAAACUUGUGUAGAAUAUGCUCGUUUUGUGUAUCAACAAGUUAAUGGGUAUUUAAUAA